Strongylocentrotus purpuratus (purple sea urchin) is the source of this 6359-nucleotide messenger RNA. Its product is annotated as D(1) dopamine receptor. Bases 81 to 1385 code for a protein of 434 amino acids. Gene Ontology annotation, molecular function: G protein-coupled receptor activity; dopamine neurotransmitter receptor activity, coupled via Gi/Go. Gene Ontology annotation, cellular component: membrane. Gene Ontology annotation, biological process: adenylate cyclase-activating adrenergic receptor signaling pathway. The record is from RefSeq and is a predicted model, not a curated record. Lineage: Eukaryota; Metazoa; Echinodermata; Echinoidea; Camarodonta; Strongylocentrotidae. The transcript has a single exon.
UACAGAGUGAAGUCGUGGAUUGAUUCAUUUAAAGCGUUGGUAGAUAUUUGCUGUUCGGACUGUUAAUAAAAAUCGUUACCAUGACGAAUAAUUUAACAAACGGAACAGACGACGGUGAAGGCGGUGGAGGCUAUAGCCUCACCGGGUACAUCAUCGUCGGUAUCAUCCUCUAUAUCAUUGUCGUACUCGCAAUCGGUGGAAAUGCGCUGGUUAUCGCAUCCGUCCUCGUCUUCCGAAAACUCCGCACGGUGACCAACUACUUCAUCGUCUCCCUCGCGAUCUCGGAUCUACUACUCGCGCUGUUCGUCAUGGACUUCAACGCCUGUUUCAUCGUCCUUGGCGACUACUGGCCGUUCGGGCAGGUGUUCUGUCGAUUUUAUAUCUCGAUUGAUAUUAUGCUCAGUACGGCAUCCAUUUUAAACUUAUGCUUAAUCUCUCUGGACCGGUACUGGGCCAUUACAUCACCUUUCAGCUAUUAUCAGCGAGUGAACGCCACGAACGCUAUUAUUUUAAUCGUCGUCGUGUGGGUUACGUCUUUCCUUAUAAGUGUGCUCCCAGUUAUGUUGGGACUCCACGUAGAUUAUACUUUAGACGAUGAGGAGUUCGACUUUUUCUACAAAGAACCUACAUUUUGCGUAUUGAUUAUUAACCAGUGGUACGCGUUAGGAUCAUCGGUCAUUUCUUUCUUCAUCCCCAUAUUUAUCAUGGGUUAUACAUAUGCACGUAUAUUUAUUGUUGCGAGGAGACAAGCGCGACAAAUCGCCGCCUACAACAACACGGGACAGCGCAUACAGGGCACGGACAAGAAGGCCCAGGGUUCGAUGCGUCGAGAGCGUAAAGCAACCAAAACUCUCGCCAUCAUUGUCGGUGUCUUCAUCGGCUGUUGGUUACCAUUUUUCAUUUUGAACGUGGUGGAUCCCUUCUGCGGACGUUGCGUGCCUCCGACGCUCUUUAGCUUUACCGUAUGGCUCGGGUAUGUGAACAGUGCUCUGAAUCCGAUCAUCUACGCACAGAAUAGAAGCUUCCGAAAUGCCUUCAAGACCAUUCUCUUCUGUUACAAGUGCCGAGGGUUGUCCAUGCGGCAGGCGGACAGUAGCGACGACCAUACUGCCAUGAGCAACACGAGCCGACAGGAGCGGCUUAGAGGACGUUUGGGCAAUGGUUAUAACACCACACCACGUCCUUCGCAUUCAGAUCACCGAAGUAGCGUCGAGAAUUCAGCCGAGCAGAAUCAUAAGAUGGUCAAAGACACCUCUUUGGUCAUAGCUAAUAAGAACGCAAAUGCGAAUGUACAGGACUCAAAGAAAGAUAGCUCGUCACCUGUAGCUGUCGCUACCAUCACCCAUUCAGAUGCUAAUGGAAACGCAAUCGAUGUCCCACUUUAAAACAAUGUGUAUAUCAGUUUGAUCAAUCGUGUUUUGUUUUGGUUAAAAUGCGCUUUCUUUUCAUACUUCUGUCCUAAACUAUACCCCUCUAAGGGUUUUCCUGAUACUUACAUUAUUACUUAAUUUGUUGGUAACAUUUCCAAUUCUCACAAAUCAUUAGCCGUUGACAUCUAAUAUAACAUAUUAUCAUUAAUUCACCGUAUUCUUGAUGAUAGGCUGCAUGGUAAAAUACUGUUUAAGAUAUGCAUCUGGUUAUAUUUUAUCCUUUAGAAAAUAUAUUUCAACAAACCGAUAAAGUAUUGAAUAAAUAUUUGAUAAAUCAGUAUAUUAAUAGAUUAAUAAAUACAGAAGGAAAAUGUUGAACCUUGAAUGUUGAAUCUUCAGUAUGUUUUCGUCACAUCUACUCUCAAAGCAAAAUACUAAACGCAAUGAUCUUUCAAUGAAGAACAUUUAGGUUUCAAUAAAACAUCAGAUGAAUUGAUAAGUAAAUCAAAAAUGAAUUGGUAAAUGAAUAAAUUAGGAUAACUUUGAAUUUGAAACCAUGUUCUUUAAAUCUACGCUCCAAAAAAUAAAUCAAUACGCAAACCAUGGCAACGAAGAAAAGAGGCUAUUCGUGUUGAGUGUCAAUAAUUCUUGUUGUGUUAAAAAUUGACGUAUUGGGUGUUAUUUUGAACCCAAUGAACAAAUGUAUGUCAAAUACAAAAUGAGUUUGAUAUGUACAAAAAUCAAGCGAAGUCUUUCUGCAAUAGAAUACGUAGUUUAUUCGCCCUAAGCAUCUUCUUUGUCGUUUGUAUUCAUGAAAUGUCAAGAAUAUAAAGUGAUGAUAAUCGAUGCGAAGAUAUGUAGAUGAUUUAUUUUUCUCUCUGUAAGUGCUUUUUUUCAUGAAAAUCUAUUUGCGUUUGAUGGUAAAAUUUAUCCACGCACAAACAUGCAAAAGUACUAGUUUGAACGAGAUCAAAAGUGAUGUUUGCAUUAUAUGCAUGACGAUUAAAAGCACUUAAAUUUUACUAUUUUGCUGAUUAUUUGCCAACCCUGAAUGCUUUCCUUUUUCGUACAUGAUCAGUUGCAUAGCUUAAAGGGUAACAAAUUACAUGUAUACCUACAUGAAGUGUCAAUUGACUGUGCUAAUCCUAGCACAGUAAAAUGAGUGUAAUUACGUUUUUAUUGGUAAAAAAGCCAUGGGACUGAUGUUAUUUUUGAGGUGUUCACAAUUAAUUCAUUAAUAAACAUGGCAACAGUGUCCGUCCUAAACGAUCUUGUAGAGGAUAGUUCUCAGAAUGACACUGAAACGCUUUCAUUUUAUUUGCAACUCGUUGCCACCUCGGGCAAUAAGACCAUAUCUGUUAUACCCGCUAUCAUUAUCAUUUACAAUUUUAUACAUGUAUAAUGUCUAAUUAUAGUCCAUUUGCCUUGUCCACAAUUAACAAGAGCGGAUACCUUGUCGAGGAGAAAUCUAUAAACACGGAAUACACCCUUUUUUUUACCUUCGCGAAACCACGCAGUAUGCCUGUUUGCCUAUUUAAUCGUGAUGCGUCAUUUCCUUGACGUAAGGUUCCGUCAUUGAUAGCGCAGACUUAAAAACGCCAAGUAUAAGUGAUAUCAUACACCAGUUAAAUGCAAAAUGAACGGGGCACACAUUGCUUGGAAUUGCUAGAAGUAGGCCUAAUUGUCUUCACAGGCUACAUUAGCGCAUCCGAAAUGACGCUUUAUGUGCAACAGGCAUUAUUUCAUGCCGCCCAAUCAAGUCCGGAACGCAUUGCCUUUUAAGCUCAUUACCGGUAGCAGAACUGGGAAGAUAUAGGAUUCACCAGAAGUAAAUUGAUGCACGGUGAAAAGGGGUGGAUUAAAAUAUUGAGAUUAAUAGAAAAGAUAAGGCAUCGACUGUCAUAGUUCUUUGGGGGUUACUUUAAUAUACGUAUCCACGCAUGGAAUGUCUUUAGGCAGAUGAGGGUCCCGUACUUCGAUUGCAAGUGAAUCGCAGCUAAUUUAGAAUUGAUAAAUGCGUCACGAAAAAAAUACACUCUCAAAAUGAUAAAGAGCAGUUAAAAUGUCAAAAAAAUGUUGACAUGUACAGCCCCCACCAGGUGUUUUUUUAAGACGCACAAAUUACAUCAAAAUUGACUAUUGAUUGACCAAGUUUACAGACGACAUGCGUGAGAUUUUGAGAAAAGUUAUUGACUCAACAAAUUGACAUCGACUAUGAAUUCCUUUUUGUAUCAAUACCCUAUAGCCACACCGACGAGACCGAAACCAGACCGACACCAGAUCGACGCCAGACCGACCAGAACAACUUACACAGUCACACGGGCAAACCGGAAUCCAGACUCCAAACUCCAAACUCCAAAUCGACCGAUUUUUGGCCAUUCGGGGAUAACGAGAUGUUUUGUUCAAUCUGUUGUCGGUCUGUUGUUGGUCUCUAAGGUGUUACUGGGUAUCAAGCCAGACCGAUUUAAUCCAAACUGACUGAUUAAUUGGCCAUCCAGGGUAACGUAAUGUUAUAUUCAGUCUUAUAUGUCGGUCUCCUAUAUGACCCGGGUAUAUAAUUUGUAUUAUACCUCCAGACCCUAGUCCAAACCGACCGAUUCUGCGCCAUUCCGGGUAAUAUGUUUCGGUUUGGUCUGAUUUCGGUCUCCUUGGUUAAAAUCGGGUAUAACCUGAAUCCCAAUCAAUGACCAUAAUAUUUCUCGGUUAUCACAGCCAUGCUUUGGAGCCGGCUUUAAGACCGGGAACAGACCAAACUAAAGGGUUAGUUACAUGACACCAAUAGCCCUAAAUCGGUCGAUUUGGAGUCGUGACUGAGGUAUUGACGUAAUAAUAAAACGGAUAACACUUUACCCUGACAGAUUUACAUUAGAAUCAAGCACGGACAGCAUGGGUAACCACCCUUUAAAUCGAACGAACUAUCAUGUGUUCUGCAUUUUCACUACUUUUGACUUGGAAUUCUUGACGUGGAAUCAAUCGUUCUAGAUAUCCCAAUUUGGGAUUCAGAUCAUUCCGUCUUAAAUGACAUUUUGGCGCCUGUAUACACCCCCAAGACGUGGCUAACACGUCUUAAAUCAUCACGGACUCGACCGGUUCACGAAACAUUAGGAACCUCAAUCAUAAGGGGGGAAAAUUCCAAGAAGAAAAAUCAAUAGACAGUAUUGGAAAAAAAUACUCUCCUAGAAUGAGUUAUGUAUUUUAAACCUUAGCCAUGUUUCCAACGCUAGACUCUGCUUCUUCGGACGUAGCCCCAUUAUCAUCUCUUUCAUUUUCUUUCCCAGCAUUUCCCCCUUUCCUUUACUUCUUCGUUAUUGCCUCUAUAUAGACUCCCGUAUGCGGUUCCUUUUGAUGGAAACCUUCAAAGAAAAUGCUGCCCAAUAUAAUUGAUAAUUAAAGGGAGUAAAUAUAUUCACGUUCACAUCAAAUGUUUUUUUGGCUUGAUAUAUUCGUUACUUCUUUGCUGGAAAAAGAAGGGUGAUGCAAUCGAAAUUUCAUAAGACGAGUCUUUAAAUAAUUGUAAUGAGAAUUUGUGUCAAAAUGUUGAAAAGGUGGAUACCAUUCAUAUGUCUUCCAUUAUGAUGUUUUCCAUUUAUUAAGUUACGAAAUUGUUUGCCAAGUUAGAAUGUUUGGAGUCGAAAUCACUCUCUAACUAUUUUCUUGAAACGAUGUUGUGGUUUUUUAAAGGUGGACUCGGACUUGUGGGUUUUCUUUCUGUUUGCAGAUACCAGGCAAAGUGUGUACCCCAUAACUUUGACCAUAGCAACGUAAAUCCAUUCUUGGAAAGAGAUAUACUGUACAUGGACAAAAACUUGAAAAGGUACUUUGUUGACAGACGGUAAUUCAGGUAUCUUGUGACCGACUUAGACAUGUAAUCAAUUCUGUAAUAGUUUCUUUUUGUUCAAAAGUGUAGUUAGUUUCGUGACGUUGACGAAACUGUGAAAUGGCAUUUUUGGACAGUGCGGGAUAAGAUGCCUGUCAAAGCUUUUAAAUGGACUGGUUAUUAUUAUAGGAAUUGAUCCCCAACUUCUCUUCAAUAAUACUAAUUAGAUAGCCCAAAUCGAUCUUGCACUAAGUUCCAAAUUAGACCAACAGUUUAACAGUGUCUCAAUCAAUUUAGCGAUGUCAAAUUGAACGGUGUUCCUCAAAUCGAUUUCUCGUUGCAAUUAUGGUAGCUACAGCUCUUUUUACGGUGCUGCGCAGUAUUAGGGUAAUAGGCGAGUAGCUUUCAUGUCUUUGUUCGGCCAUGUAGUUUUAAAAGGUCCUAUUCUUCGGUUUGGCCCUUUCCCAAGCUCACGUUGUAAGUUCCAGGAGCUCUGACGGUCCGUCUCUUGUUCCUAUUGUUUGCAGUCUGGUCAAUAUUUAAACUUUCCCUUGGCCCUUUUCUUAAACGAGACCAUGACAAGUUUUUGCGGUGACGACACAAACAAAAAUCUUGGUAACGCAAAGAAAUGCCUGCUACCAAAUAGUUAUUGUUAUCAUAGGGUUGAGAAAUUGCACGUGUGCGGCAACAUGUAGGCUUUUACUGUACAUUUCCGUAUAGCAAAUCAUAUCGUCUAUGUUCCCAUUUAUCUAUAUAUUGUUGGGUUAGGUAAGAUAUUUCCUGUUAAAUUAUACUUUAAAAAUACACCUUAUUGCACAUAAGGCGCAAACUUCGAAUGAUUAUUUAUAGAUUUACUCAGAGUUUUGAACAUAGUUUGUGUUAAAAUUCCCAAAAACGUUUUCAGCUGAUAAAAUUCAUUAAAAGGUUCUUAAUUGUGAGACUGGUGGUGAUAUUUGUUGAACUGGAAAAGAACAUGCUUUUGGUAUAUUCCACUUUUAAAGAUAAAAACAUAUGUGUGCCGUUUUUUACCAUUUCGAAUGUCCAAAAGGGUGAGUAACGAUGGUUUAAAUAAGGAACUCCAGUAGGGGUUAUAGGGGUUACGGGGCUUGGCGGCUUCAGCCCCCUCCCAAGUAUCUUGAUAAUAAAUCAAUUGAAUGAGGUAAUGUGGUAUG